This is a messenger RNA of Dicrocoelium dendriticum, 1060 nucleotides long. Lineage: Eukaryota; Metazoa; Platyhelminthes; Trematoda; Plagiorchiida; Dicrocoeliidae. The record is from the annotation of a GenBank genome assembly.
GCGGUUUGUCCUUUACAUUAAAAGGCGGUACGUUUGUCAUCCUCAAACGAUCCAGACUAGAAGAAAUAAAGUAACUAAUCAAUAAUAUUUUUUCGGUAUCCAUUUUACCAAAGAGGAAGAGAACAAUGACCAGUUGCCAUUCGUGAACGUGCUCAGGAGAAGAUAUGCUUUGGGUCACUGGAAACAACAGUUUAUCGGAAAGGGACGCAUACCGAUCAGAUCUUAAACUAUUGCAGUAACCAUCUGACCAUAUACAAGCGAAGUCGCGUGAGGAAGCUUUUCAAAUGGACCAAGACACACUGUAGCACGCCGCAAAUGAGGAAGGUGAAGGAGGACCACCUGUUUAGUUUGUUUCAGCGAAAUUCGUAGCCUAGAAGGUUUAUUUUACGCUGCAUGCUUUCAAAGGGCCAGUCACAACCCGGGUCUGCACUUGCAGCAGAAAGAAGAACCAUUAUCCUACGUUACGUCUAUGGGAUUUCUGAAAUCGCAGCGGGGCUUCUAAUGCUUCACGGGAUAAAUGUUGCACACGAAGCAAGGGAAACCAUGCGAAGUAAACAUUUUAAGGGAACAGAAGUGGCCCAAGGCUCAAGCAAAGUUGAGCAGCUCGCUGCCGAUGCAGUUAAAUCGGGUUCCGCUGCAAAUGAAGGUUGUGGAUCAACGGAUAACAUGGAACAUGUGCUCGUUGUAGACGAUCCAAUCGUGGACAAGCACGAGUCGUAUGAGCCUGAUCGGACAGAGACGUUGGCGUCUAAAUCCCCGGAGUUUUGCGAUGGAAAGAAAUCCCCGCACAGUAGCGGAAACCGAUGCCACGAAUGUCACAAACGCCUCGGCUUGACAGGUCUACAGUGCCACUGUGGCCUUACACUCUGUGAGUACCACCGGUAUACCGACCGUCACAACUGCAUUUUCAACUAUCACGAUCAAGCGCAGGCUCAGAUUCGGAAGGACAAUCCAACGGUAUCGGGGGAGAAAGUCAGGAAAAUCUGAAUCAUCCUUCUCAUUUUGCUUUCCACUGCAGCGAUCUAAUUUGUAUAUCUAUCAAUAAACCUCUUAGUUGAUA